This is a messenger RNA of Striga asiatica, 2988 nucleotides long. The record is from the annotation of a GenBank genome assembly. NCBI's taxonomy places the organism in Eukaryota, Viridiplantae, Streptophyta, Magnoliopsida, Lamiales, Orobanchaceae.
AUGGCUAAAACCAAAAUCCCGCCCAUUCCCCGUGAGACUCACACUCGCGGCCCCGGUGGUGAUGAACAGAGGAGAUCUAGUGCUCGUAUUAGGCAAAUAGUAGCAAGAGAUAAAGGCAAGCUCGUGCAGAAGAAACUCUUUUUUGGAAAAAAAAUGAAGCCAAUUGAAGCUCGUAAGGCAGUCGACAAAGCUCUACAUGUUACCAAGAACGGAAAUUCGGAUUCCGACGACUUUCAGUCGUAUCAUGGAAAAUUCCCUCCUAAACAAGCCCAGAAACAUAAAAAAAGAAAGAUCCCCAAUUCGGCUGAAAGUGAAGAAUCAGAGGAUUCAGAUUAUCGCGGUGAAACCCAAACCGAAGGAGAUGAUUCGGAAGAAAGAUUGUUCGAUGGCUUCGAGGAUGAGCAAAUAUUCGGAAAAAGAAGCAAAAAAAGGAAGAAGGAGAUCUACAAAGAUGAAGGUCAUUACAAAAAAAAUAGGUCACAAAAAAUUGCGCAAAUGGAAAAUUCUAACCGUGAGUCUCAGAGGGCCAAUGUAUGCAAGGAAUGGGCAUUGCUAAUACCAAAUCCCAGGGAUAUAAAAGUCAAAGUUCUAAACAGUAAUGACAACACGAGAGACGAGUCUACCAUUGCUGAUAUCAAGCUAAUGCUGACUAUGGAACAGUUAGAGUUGUUUAGGGCUUCUACAUUUGGCAAGUUCUUGGAUUUACCCUACUGCAAGGUUCAAAAUCAGCUUAUAAAUCAGAUUCUUUUAAGGGAGGUACGUCAGACAAGGAGCGAUGAGAUUUGGCUUAAUUUUGGAGGGAAAUUUCUUCGUUUUGGCAUAGAAGAGUUUGCCUUGAUAUCUGGAUUGAAAUGUACGGGGCCUUGCAAGAAAUUGAAUAUUCCGAAAGUGUCCAAUGGCUUGUACGACAAGUACUUUUCUGGAGCUGCGUUGAACAGAAAUUUCAUUCGAUGGCAGUUAAAUCAAAAAUAUUGGAAAACUGACGAGGAUGCGGUCAAAUUUGCAAAGUUGCACUUAAUUGCAAAUUUUCUGUUGGGGUCGCAGGACACUCUUCGGGUGGAUAGAUGUUAUGUUGACAUGAUAGAUAGUGCCGAGUGUGAUGAUUAUAAUUGGGGAACUGAGGUUUUUGAGUUUACGAUUCAGCAUUUGAAGAAAUCCAUUCGCUCUCGAGAGCAGAUCCAUAAAUUUGGAAAAAAGGAUAAAGGUAGCCACAUGUACAGAUUAUAUGGGUUUAUCCUUUCUCUCCAAUUUUGGUUCUACGAGGUUUGCAACGCUGCAGAGGGUGUCAUUUGCACACGUGUGGGUGGCAACGACAUACCAAGAAUGCUUAAAUGGGAAGUCCGUGGCAACUUCAAUCGUCUCUUUAAGCAGAGCAUCUUUUCAAAUUUCGAUCCUAGCAAGUUCAAGAACUUGAUACCGACAGAGGAAGAGGAACGGACUUUAUUCAUCAAUGGUUUUUUCAAGAGGAAAAAUGAAUUCAAUCGUACUGAAAUACCGACAACCGAACCACCACAGCAUACCAAUGAACCAGACGUCAUCAAACGUCUUGACACACUUACCGCUGAGGUUUCUCAAGAUGACGAUGGAAAAGCCUCUGAUGAACCAUCUGAUGAUUUAGACUUUGGAACUCUUCAAACGAAAGUAGACCCUCAUUUCGAUUCCGGGAAACAAACGGAUUUUAAUCAGAAUAUGCCUGCUGCUGUUUUUGAUCAACCAGGACAGGAUGUCCCCGAGCGGCCUGUAUUAGCAACAAGAACAAAAUCAGAAGCUCUGAUGAAGAAGGCCAAUGAUCGUGAGGAUAAUCAUAAGACGCCGGAGGUUGUUCUCGAUCAACCACUACAGGAUGUUCCCGAGCGGCCUGUAUUAGCAACAAGAACAAAAUCAGAAGCUUUGAUGAAGCGUGCCGCUGAUUGUGAGUUAGAUGUCGGCAACGCAUUGACAUUGACUCCGCCAUCAUUUGAUUUAAACAUUGAAGGUCUCCCAUCCACACAACAAUUGAAAGUGGACAACAAAGCACCACAAGACCAGCCAAUGGAGAUACCAAUGGAGACUGGAGAAAUUGUAAAGACGAACAUCGUGCAGCCCCAGUGCUAUGAAGUUGCACUGAUACCAAAACCAAACACCACGGUAUUAGGCUCUACGGAAAUAAAAAAAAUUGCAAGGAGACAACGCCGUAUCAAGAAAGGAAAAAUCAUUUCGAAGUCAUGUCCCUUUGAUGUUGAUUUCUGGAGUAAAUCUCGAAAGUUAAACACUGGCGAUUUUCUCAAGUGGUAUUUGAUUGGUUCACUCAAGAGAGAUCGCAAGUUAAAUGACGGGUUUACGACGACUGAUGUGUUCUUUGACCAACACAUCAAGUCGUUAUAUGCUAUAUACGUUUCACAAUCGUGCAACAAUGGGAUAUGCUCUGUUCAUGAUAUUAUCGUUGACUACAUUAUGGGAUAUAGAAUUAUAUGCGGCUUGUCAUGGUUUGAAGUUGAGGACGUUUUUUUUCCCAUGCACGUGGAAGUAAAUGGUAUUGGGCAUUGGAUAUUGGGUAGAUUGUCAUUCACUGAUAUGAGGUUUUGGGUUUAUAACUCGUAUCGUUCUGUUGAAUGUGAUGCGGUUGUACUAGAAAGUGUACAAGCGUAUGUACGAUUGAUCCCAAUUUUUCUUGAGGUAGUGCAAUUUUACAAAAAAAGGAGUGAUGUCAAUACUGAUGCGGGCGGGCGGAUACCAACAGACGUUAAGAGCCCAUUUGAGGUUAUGAUGGCGACCAACAUUCCACAGCAACUGAACAGCGACUGUGGAAUAUUCGUGGCAUCUUAUGCGGAGCACAUCAUAACCGACGUUGAUAUUACUACAAAGAACUUUGAUGUUGACAUCGAGAGGGAAAGAUAUACGUACUUGUUGUACACCCACGGUUUGAAGAAGCAGCAAAACGAGUGUGGAAGUGAUGAUGAUUCUCUUGGUCCGUUGCCCAAUGAUGUCCGUCUUAGUCUAUUAGAAUGA